Messenger RNA from Brienomyrus brachyistius, 3579 nucleotides. It is a transcript of the gene kif11, whose product is annotated as kinesin family member 11. Gene Ontology annotation, biological process: mitotic spindle assembly; microtubule-based movement. Gene Ontology annotation, cellular component: nucleus; spindle microtubule. Gene Ontology annotation, molecular function: microtubule binding; ATP binding; plus-end-directed microtubule motor activity. Lineage: Eukaryota; Metazoa; Chordata; Actinopteri; Osteoglossiformes; Mormyridae. The record is from RefSeq and is a predicted model, not a curated record. The transcript has 23 exons. The coding region runs from base 196 to 3381 and encodes 1061 amino acids.
ACAUUCAAAAUACCAGAGGCAGUCCAGCAGGGAAAAGCAAUCCGAUAAGUGUAGUGUCCGUGUUGGAGGGUGUUUGCGGUGCACUUGCUUUAGAAAAAUAGCUUUUUUUUGGUCAGAAAAUAUUCUUGUAUUACUCGGAGGAGACAGCGACUGACAGAGGAAUAACAGGGGUAACAGACCUUAAAACGGGCCAGAAUGUCGGCAAACUCUUCGGUCCUUAGCAAAAAGGAGGAAAAGGCGAAAAACAUCCAGGUUGUCGUGAGAUGCAGACCGUUCAACACGGCGGAGCGCAAGUCCUCGCACUCCGUGAUCGAGUGCGACCAAGUCCGGAGGGAAGUGAAUGUGCGCACUGGAGGGGCAGGCGACAAGUCUGCCAGAAAGACCUACACGUUUGACAUGGUGUUUGGGCCUUCAGCAAAGCAAAUCGAGGUGUACAGAAGUGUCGUCUGCCCGAUUUUGGAUGAAGUCAUUAUGGGUUACAACUGCACAGUUUUUGCAUAUGGACAGACUGGAACAGGGAAAACUUUCACAAUGGAGGGUGAAAGGUCUCCAAAUGAGGAAUUUACAUGGGAAGAGGAUCCACUGGCAGGCGUCAUCCCACGAACCCUUCAUCAGAUUUUUGAGAAGCUGUCCGAUAACGGAACGGAGUUCUCCGUGAAGGUGUCCUUACUGGAGAUCUAUAAUGAGGAGCUCUUUGAUCUUCUCAGCCCUUCUGCUGAUGUUACAGAAAGGCUUCAGAUGUUUGAUGACCCUCGUAAUAAGCGAGGGGUCAUCAUAAAGGGCCUUGAGGAAGUCACAGUGCACAACAAAGAUGAGGUUUAUCAGAUCCUGGAGCGUGGUGCUGCCAAAAGGAAGACUGCGUCUACUCUGAUGAAUGCCUACUCCAGCCGCUCUCAUUCCGUGUUCUCCGUCACAAUUCACAUGAAGGAGACCACUCUUGAUGGGGAGGAGCUUGUCAAGAUCGGCAAGCUGAAUUUGGUCGACCUCGCUGGCAGCGAGAACAUUGGCCGUUCGGGGGCUGUGGACAAGCGUGCCCGAGAGGCGGGCAACAUCAACCAAUCCCUGCUGACGCUGGGCCGUGUGAUCACGGCACUGGUGGAGAGAACCCCCCAUGUGCCGUACAGGGAGUCGAAGCUUACGCGCAUCCUCCAGGAUUCUCUGGGUGGUCGAACAAAGACCUCAAUCAUCGCCACGGUUUCUCCAGCUUCCAUCAACUUGGAGGAAACUUUGAGUACGCUGGAGUACGCCAACAGAGCAAAGAACAUCAUGAACAAGCCCGAAGUGAACCAGAAGUUGACUAAGAGAGCUCUCAUCAAGGAGUACACGGAAGAGAUUGAGCGUCUGAAACGAGACUUGGCUGCUUCUCGGGAGAAGAACGGUGUCUAUUUGUCCGCAGAAAACUUCGAUACAAUGAACAGUAAGAUACUGAAACAGGAAGAACUGAUCGCAGAGUUCACAGAGAAAAUGCUGGCACUGGAGGAAGAAAUGAAAAGGGUGGUAGACUUGUUCUCUGACGGCAAGCGUGAGCUGGAGCAGUGCACAGAGGACCUGAGAGAGGUCAGGAGUCAGCUGGAUGAAGCAAACCGUGACCUCCAGCUCACCAGGAUGAAACUUGGCGAAGAGGAGUUCAUCGUCUCCCAGCUGGAAAACACGGAGAGCAAACUGUACAGCACUGCGGGCGAGCUGCUGGCCACCGUUGAAACCAGUACCAGCGACGUCUCUGGUCUGCACGAGAAACUGGACCGCAAGAAAGCCAUCGAGCGACACAACGUGGAUGCGCAGCAAGACUUCGGCAGCCGGAUGCAGGCCGACUUUAACCAGAUGCAGAAAUCCAUCGAAGAGCAGAGCGCCAAGCAUCAGGGAAUGCUGAGCUUCUAUUCUGGAUCAGUCGCGGACCUGCUGACCCUGAAUCGCACCGCUUUCGGCGAAGCCUCGUCCGUCGUAGCUUCAUCUUUUAAGAGCAUCAAGGAUCUUGUCAGCCAAAGCGUGACCAAGUGCCAAGCUGAUAUGGCACAGCAAGAGUCGCUGUGCCAGAACACAAAGGAUCGUCUUCACCAUGUUCUGGAGGAGCACAAGACUGACAUGGAAGAAGGUCUCUUGGCGAUAAUCCUACCUGGAAUAAACGCUGUGAUGGAGAUGAAUGAAACGCUGAAGGAAGCCCUGCAGAGCCAUUCCAUCUUGGCAGAAAAAAUGGAGAGCAUGAAGCAUGACAUGGCCUCGUUCUUCACUGAGCACACCUCAGCUCUGGCUAAGAUGCGUGAAUCUGCGACGGACGGCCUUCGCUCCCUGCAGGCGGAGCAGGACUGCCUGAAACAGCAGAUCAUCAAGGCAAACGAGAAGCACUCAACGGGAAUGUCCCAGGUCAUCUCCUGCCUGCAGAAUCAGCUAAACCUGCUGACAAUGGAAACCCAGAAUGACUUUGAGGCCCUGUUGAGACAGUCCGAUGCGGUGCAGGUCCCAAUGGGUAACCUGCAGCAAGACAUACAGCUGCGCUGCACCAAGUCGGAGCAGACUGUCACUUCUUGCCGAGGGCUCCUGGAGUCCUCAGCCGACAUGCUGAUCUCUGAAGCCCGGCGUACAGCCGAGGAGGGAGGUCGGGUGACCGAGGAGUGCUCCGGCCAGUGUUCCUACCUGAAGACCUCAGUCAGCCGGCUGGCUGAGACGGCCGCGGUGCAGUGCGGGGCCGCGAUGGACGGCGUGGUGUCCUAUGCUGAGGACCAGCUGUCCAUGAUCAGAACUCGCAAAGCCUCCGCUGAAACCAUGCUGGAGAGUAUUGAGGCCAGCUGUCAACAAGCCCUCCAGCAAGCGAACGGGCAGCUCCAACUGCAGCAGGCCAACGUGGAGGAGACCCUGACGAAUCUGGAAAAGCAGAUCGGCUCAGACGAGGGCGUGCUACAACGUGACGGGGCUGAGCUGGCCGCCCACGCAGAGGAGGCACUCUCCAAAGUCAACACUUUCCUGAAGGAGGAACUUAGGAGGGACUUCCCCACAGGCCGGACUCCUCAGCGCAGAGACUACGAUUACCCCAGAGUCCUCGCUAAAACCAAGAACCGGCACGAGCUACUGGAACACUUCCGGAAAGAGCAGCAGGAGCUGCAAGAAGCCCUUUCGACAUGCGAGACUGUCAAUGAAGAAAAAGAGGAACAAGUCGACCAGGACUCCCUGGAAGAAGAGGUUUGCGUCAGUAAUGACAGUGUCAUCACUGAACAUUCCUAUUAUGAGGAUAACAUCAUGUGCAAUGAAAAUGGAAGAGCUCCCUUCUUCAAGCACAAGAAAGGUGGAAAGAAGGAAAACAAGUCCUCCCUUGAUCAUUCUAAGGUAGAAAAUGAGAAGAAUUUGACCCCUGUGCGAUCCAGGCUGCCUCUCAGAGUUCAGAACUAAUAGCUGUAUGACUAAUCUUGUUUAUGAUUUGUAUGUCUGAUUUUCCUGUCACUAAGUUUAUACUAAUUUCCUUGUUCUGAAUGGUAUUUCACUUUCUUGGGCUCUAUGUUGAUGUUGGGGGGUGCAUUUUGUAACAAUUGUCAUUUGUCUUUCCAAAAAAGAAUUUUAAUCGAAUAUUUAAACAUUAAAUUUUUUUAC